AUGGUUACGAUAUCUGCCGAGGUGGAGAUUCAAGCGUCUCCCGAGACUGUUCGCUCUGUGUUUAUGAACUUCUCACAUUACAAAGAGUGGUCGAAAUGGACAUUCACACCGCAAGUCCCAGAGGUCAAGCCAGAUGAUCUAAAGUCCGGGGACAAGCUCCAAGUCGAUUUGAGUUUUAUGAAAUUUCAACCAGUUGUACUGGAUAACUCGGCAGAGCGGUUUCAGUGGGACGGUAAGCUGGAACCGAUAUUCUCUGGCAAACACGAGUUCACUUUUGCACCGAGCACAAAAACUCCGGGCGGCACCACGUUUACACAGACGGAAGAGUUUCGAGGCCUCCUAUCGUUCCUCAUGAGACCGGGGUGGAGUUUUGCCAACUCCACCUUGGAAAACUGGCAAGCAUUCAACAAAGAUCUGAAAGAAGAGGUCGAGAAAUCUUCAAAGUAG
Molecule: messenger RNA, 447 nt
Organism: Pestalotiopsis fici W106-1
Lineage: Eukaryota; Fungi; Ascomycota; Sordariomycetes; Amphisphaeriales; Sporocadaceae
Exons: 3
Coding region: 1-447 (148 amino acids)
Source: RefSeq, a predicted model, not a curated record